Anopheles marshallii is the source of this 282-nucleotide messenger RNA. Its product is annotated as WD repeat-containing protein on Y chromosome-like. The coding region runs from base 1 to 282 and encodes 93 amino acids. NCBI's taxonomy places the organism in Eukaryota, Metazoa, Arthropoda, Insecta, Diptera, Culicidae. The record is from RefSeq and is a predicted model, not a curated record. The transcript is spliced from 2 exons.
AUGUCUGACGGCAUCAGGCGAGCACGAAGCAUACAGCUGAAAUACUUGGCUACGUUACACCAGAUAGGGAAACCGCUGGAGGAACCGAUUGUUGGCAGACAUUUCAGGCUGCCGGAACGACCACGGCCGGCCGAACAUCCAGUGUUCGAUAUGUCGCUGCUGUACAUUCCAAUCUAUUGCCACCUGGUGCUGCAUCCGCCGGAAAAGAUUGUACGCCCACCGACGCCGGAAUUAAUUACGCGAGCCCGUAUGGAGAAGGCGGUGGAAAAUUGGAUGGAUUGA